Molecule: messenger RNA, 591 nt
Organism: Penicillium angulare
Lineage: Eukaryota; Fungi; Ascomycota; Eurotiomycetes; Eurotiales; Aspergillaceae
Product: polyglutamate biosynthesis protein
Exons: 2
Coding region: 1-591 (196 amino acids)
Source: RefSeq, a predicted model, not a curated record
AUGUCCCCCAAAGCAUUCACCCUAACAUUCCUCGGCGACAUAAUGCUAGCCCGCCUAAUAGACCAACUCCUCCCAAACAGCACCAACACUCCAACAGACGCCCACAACGCCCGAGUCCUCAAAUCCAAAAAUCCCUCUCUAGCAGAAUACACCCAAUCCUCACCAUGGGGCACGACUCUACCCCUCCUCCACUCGACAGACCUCUUACUAAUCAAUCUCGAAACCUCCGCAACAACAACCUCCCAGCAAUGGCCAGAUAAGAAAUACAAUUACCGUACUCACCCGGCUAAUAUACCGGAUGUUCUGCACGUCGCACAUGUCGACUACGCUAGUCUAGCGAAUAAUCAUAUUCUCGAUUAUUGUGAAGAAGGUCUAAUAGAAACGGUAUGGGCAGUUAAAGAGUCGAGGAUCUCAUUUGCCGGAGCUGGUGAAUCGGUUGACGAGGCGUUUAAACCGGCUACGUUGUGGCUUCCGAAUCCGCGUCGGACUCAUAUGCAGGAACAUGAACAUGAACAUGAACAAGAGCAAGCUUCAAGUUCAAGUUCUAAUUACGCCGUUCAUAUUACUCCCCAACCACACGGGCCCGAGUAA